Molecule: messenger RNA, 1381 nt
Organism: Hevea brasiliensis (rubber tree)
Lineage: Eukaryota; Viridiplantae; Streptophyta; Magnoliopsida; Malpighiales; Euphorbiaceae
Product: PHD finger protein ALFIN-LIKE 4
Exons: 5
Coding region: 336-1091 (251 amino acids)
Biological process (GO): regulation of DNA-templated transcription
Cellular component (GO): nucleus
Molecular function (GO): transcription cis-regulatory region binding; transcription coregulator activity; histone binding
Source: RefSeq, a predicted model, not a curated record
UGAGUGGAGCCAAUGACUGCGAGUGAAUAAAUGCUAAGCCGGGAGGUCAAGCAAUAAUCCUUCUGGGUCUGGUCUCGUCAGUGUGCAUUUCCCUCUUCUUUUAUAGAAGAGGAGAGAACCCAAAUUUAUCCACCAAAUUUCUCUUUCUGCUGCCGUGAGUUUGAAAUGCUUGUUGGUUUUUAUGGUUCUCUUGGCAGCAAUAUCUCCAUAGUUGUCCCUUUCAAACUGUAGAUUUCCCUUCUUAUCCUCUCUCUCUCUUCUGGUCACUUUCCUUCAGUCGCCAUUUUUGUCUGUAUCUCUCUCGUCGAACGAUAUUUAUCUUGGGUUGUACGGACAUGGACGGUGGGGCACAGUACAACCCACGAACAGUGGAAGAGGUUUUCAGGGACUUUAAGGGCCGUAGAGCUGGAAUGAUCAAGGCCCUAACCACUGAUGUGGAAGAGUUCUAUCAACAGUGCGAUCCUGAGAAGGAGAACCUUUGCCUGUAUGGAUUUCCUAAUGAACAGUGGGAAGUCAAUUUACCUGCUGAAGAAGUGCCUCCAGAGCUCCCGGAGCCUGCAUUAGGUAUUAACUUUGCCAGAGAUGGGAUGCAAGAAAAAGACUGGCUUUCUCUAGUUUCUGUUCACAGUGAUGCAUGGCUACUUGCUGUGGCUUUCUAUUUUGGUGCUAGAUUUGGGUUUGAUAAAGCUGACAGGAAACGUCUUUUCACUAUGAUAAAUGAUCUCCCAACAAUAUUUGAGGUUGUAACGGGAACUGUAAAGAAGCAGGUGAAGGAGAAGUCAUCAGUCUCAAAUCAUAGCAGUACCAAGUCCAAGUCAAGCUCAAAAGGGCGUGGAUCUGAAUCUGGCAAAUAUUCAAAGGGGCAGCCAAGGGAGGACGAUGAAGGACUGGAAGAAGAAGAUGAGGAAGAGCAUGGGGAUACUUUGUGUGGGGCAUGUGGAGAGAACUAUGCUGCAGAUGAGUUCUGGAUUUGUUGUGAUAUAUGUGAAAAGUGGUUCCAUGGCAAGUGUGUGAAGAUCACCCCGGCUAGGGCCGAGCACAUUAAGCAAUACAAAUGCCCAUCUUGCAGCAACAAGAGAGCACGACCUUGAUUUUUGUGGGUCGGGUGAGCCCUCACCUCUGUGCUUCACUCGUGUUCAUGUCAUCAAACUAUUUAGGUAGUCAGGUUCUCUAUGUUGUGCUAUGUUGGCACAGUAUAUUAUUAGGUACAUUUUCUUUGGGACCUGCUCGUUGUGUAUGUUAGCAUUUGGUAGUUCGCGUAGUCGGACAUGUCUACUACUUGAUUCUGAAUUUGGAUAUAUCAUUUCCACUAUGUAGGAAAUUAUUUGUCCUAUAUCAAACACAGAAUAUCUAAUCAUUCUCAACCAAUUUCUGAUCUCAA